GCAUGCGCUCUAGAAGUCUAGCGCCUUUUCCCGUUUUCUUUCUUUCAUCGCUAACAGGAUUUAAGGGAGUACACGUGAACGCAGCACGCGUAGGAGCUGACAGGAAGUGAAAGCUCUGUUGUUGGACAGACGCUUUCUCCCAGCUGACGAUUUCCUCUCCCCAAACCCUCACCCCUCCACCUGAGCGCCAGUCUCCAUCAUGGACAACCUAGAGGAGGACCUGACUUGCUCCGUGUGCUACUCUCUGUUCUCCGACCCACGAGUCCUGCCCUGUUCACACACUUUCUGCAAGACCUGCCUGGACAACCUCCUCCAGGUGUCGACUAACUACUCCAUCUGGCGUCCGCUCCGCCUGCCGCUAAAAUGCCCCCACUGUCGCAGUGUGGUGGAACUGCCCCCCGCGGGUGUAGAUGCUCUGCCCACCAACGUGUCUCUGCGGGCUAUUGUCGAGAAAUAUCAGAUGGACAGUGAGCCGCGACCACCUUCCUGUCCGGAGCACCACAGGCAGCCUCUGAACAUGUACUGUAUCCAGGACCGGCAGCUAAUCUGCGGGCUGUGCCUGACGGUGGGGCAGCACCACGGCCAUCCCAUAGACGACCUGCAGGCAGCUUUUAUCCGAGAAAAACGGACGCCGUCACAGCUUCUGAAAAGGCUCUCCGAGGAGAGAUGGGCACAGGUGUGUGAGCUGGGGGAACAGCUGGAGCAGGAGAAGGCCUGCUGUGAGGGUGUAGUGAGGCAGGACCGACAGGAAGUCAACCAGUUUUUUCAAACGCUGGAGGUGGUGCUGGCCAGGAAGAGGCAAGCCUGCCUGGACGCUCUAGAUAAAGCUGGAGCUGAGGUGUCGCGGGCGUAUGACCCUCUCAUCCACCAAGUAAAGGAGCUACAGGAAGAACAGCUGGAUCUGGUGUCCUUGGGUUCGUCAGUAGAGGAUGAAGACUCACCCCUGGUCUUCUUGGAGAAGGUGCAUUUGUUCAGAGAGCGGGUGGAGGAGUUCAUUAAAACCCCUCUGCCCUCUGUGAUGACCCUGUCCGUCACUCCGCGGGCAGCAGAGUACCUCCAGCAGCACUGGCCUGUCGUGACCAUCGGGAGCUUGGAGGAGGCACCUGUUCCUAAGGUGCGCUGUUGUGCCAGAUGUGGCGGUGUUGGGAGUGAAGCUGGAGGGGGUCGCUCCAGCAGAGGGGUUCAGGAUGUGUGGGGUGAGCUACAACCUACUACGUCGGUGGUGCUGCUGGGGCUGCUGCUGCUGUUGGUGGUGCUGUGGGUGAACCCGGUCGGAGGGGCGUCACUCGGCUUCUCCCUCAUGUCUCGGCUCAGCCACUUGGUCCACAGCCUGAGCAGCGAACUCAUCACCUGCGUGUGGGACACAGUGGGGAGGGCAUAUACCGCGGCGGGGGUGGCUGUAGAUAGAUGGAGCUCACAGCUCUCUGCGGUGGGUGUUAGGGUGUUUGAGCACCUGGCUGCCUUAUUUAAAACUCUGACGUCUCGAUAAGAACGGCCAAGCAGGUUCAGAAAACCUUUAAAUGUGUUUAGAUUUUUUUUUUAAGUCUCACUUCCCUGUUAGUGUAGAGACGGAAAGAAUCCACCCUAAAACAGUUUGUAAACAGCUGCUACUCGCGAUUUUACGUUCCUGUUUUGUUUAACAAAACGAAAGCCACAAUGGUGAAUGAGAUUUUGCUGACGUCUGCACAGCGAGGGUUUGGGACAGUGACCUUUUUCACGAACAGGAAAACUUGAGGUCAUUCUAAACAAUAACAAAAAGUCAACCAAUAGAUGCAAAACAUUAAUAAAAGAUUCAUUAGAAAUGCCUUAACAAGUAUACCUUUAGUCACACUCAAAAGGUUACAUGUAUGUAUGUUUUCUCUAAUGUGAUUGCUUGUUCUGCACAAACAUUUCAAAGCUUCCUGUAACCUUCUGUAGGUGCACUUUGUGUAGCUUUAUAUCCUUUUUCCUCUAUUAUUGUGUUAUUGAUUUUGCUCUUCUUUGGACGCAUGUUACUCUAAUGUUCAGAACAUCAAACACUAAUCCAUCUUGAACAGUUCGGUCAUUCUCUGUCCAGUCUUGCUAUGGAACAUUUCAGUAGCUUUCUUGCCGUUUCUAUACUUGGGACACGAGCGCAGCCGGCUACACGUAGAAGCCCUCACACGGAGCGAUUUACGGUGACUGGAGCAGUAUGUAAAAUUUAGAGCCUGGUGAGUGGAAGCAGACACACGUUGGACCUGAGUUAAAGCCACCACAGAUCAUGUUGCAGUGAUGCCGAGCGCCUCCCUGACUGUGCCUUUAGCCAUUAUGCCUUCAGCUCGCCUCGCUUAAUAGCUUUACAGUAAUUCCACCAGGACCAAUACAUCGUUCCCAGGACAGAGCUUACCUUAAAAAACAAAAGAGCCCCUAAAAUGCUGCCCUGAUUUACAGUCAACUUUUAAAACUUGUUACUUUAUUUUACUCAGUUCAGCUCUUUACUGAGUAUCCAGCAGAUAUCUGUGCAGUGAUGUAGACUCUGCACAGGCAUGAUACAAACCAGGAUUUUAUAUGCUGCUGAAAUCAGACUGAACUAAUGUAGUCACACCUGUUGUAGUGUUUGUACUUUUAUAAACUUCAGCUCAUGUAUUGAAAAUAAACUUAUAAAUAAAUUUAAA
Molecule: messenger RNA, 2633 nt
Organism: Neolamprologus brichardi
Lineage: Eukaryota; Metazoa; Chordata; Actinopteri; Cichliformes; Cichlidae
Gene: trim59
Product: tripartite motif containing 59
Biological process (GO): protein monoubiquitination
Molecular function (GO): ubiquitin protein ligase activity; zinc ion binding
Source: RefSeq, a predicted model, not a curated record